AUGAGCGUUAUUUCGCGUAACAUUUGGCCUGUUUGCGGUAGUUUAUGUUGUUUUUGUCCUGCAUUGCGGGAAAGAUCAAGACAUCCUAUUAAACGUUACAAGAAAUUGCUUGCUGAUAUCUUCCCUCGCACGCCGGAAGAAGAACCUAAUGAUCGUAAGAUCAGCAAAUUAUGCGAGUAUGCAUCGAAAAAUCCUCUUCGUGUUCCUAAGAUAACAAGCUAUCUUGAGCAAAGAUGUUAUAAGGAGUUGAGGACUGAGAAUUAUCAAGCUGUGAAAGUUGUCAUUUGUAUUUAUAGGAAGUUGUUGGUUUCUUGUAGAGAUCAAAUGCCUUUGUUUGCAAGUAGCUUGCUUAGCAUCAUUCAAAUUCUUCUUGAUCAAUCGCGGCAAGACGAAGUGCAGAUUUUAGGAUGCCAAACCUUGUUUGACUUUGUGAACAAUCAGAGGGAUGGUACUUAUAUGUUUAAUUUAGACAGUUUUAUUUUAAAACUUUGCCAUCUAGCGCAACAAGUGGGAGAUGAUGGAAAAGUAGAGCAUUUGCGAGCUUCCGGACUUCAAGUCCUAUCGUCAAUGGUUUGGUUCAUGGGAGAAUUCACGCAUAUUUCAGUUGAAUUUGACAAUGUUGUUUCGGUUGUUUUGGAAAAUUAUGGGGAUAUCAAGGAAGAUUCUCAAAACGGGAAUUCUACAGGGCGUUAUUCAUGGAGAAUGGUAGUGAAUGCCAAAGGAGAACUCAACGUGCCUAUGGAAGAUGCUACGAACCCUGGAUUUUGGUCAAGAGUUUGUAUACUAAAUAUGGCUAAGUUAGCCAAGGAAGGUACAACUGUACGACGUGUCCUGGAAUCCUUGUUCCGCUAUUUUGAUAAUACCAAUCUCUGGUCUCCAGAACACGGGCUUGCCCUAUCUGUCUUGCUCGAUAUGCAGUCUAUAAUUGAAAAUGCUGGACAGAAUACACACUUGUUACUAUCCAUUUUAGUCAAGCACCUUGAUCACAAGAAUGUCUUAAAGAAUCCUAAUAUGCAACUUGAUAUUGUCGGUGUUAUUACCCAUCUUGCUGAAAAAACAAGAGUUCAGCAAUCGGUGGCUAUAAUUGGUGCAUUGAGUGAUAUGAUGAGACACCUGCGGAAAAGCAUACACUGCUCUCUCGAUGAUUCGAACUUAGGAACCGAAGUAAUACAAUGGAACCAAAAAUAUAGAACGGAAGUAGAUGAAUGCCUUGUACAGUUAACAAUUAAGAUCUCAGAUGCAGGUCCUGUUCUCGAUACCAUGGCCGUGUUGUUAGAAAACAUGUCUAAUAUUACAGUUAUGGCAAGAACCUUGAUUGCUGCAGUUUAUAGAACUUCUCAAAUAGUUGCAUCUAUACCGAAUUUGUCGUAUCAGAACAAGGCAUUCCCUGAGGCAUUAUUUCAUCAGUUACUCCUGGCAAUGGUCCAUGCAGACCAUGAAACCAGGGUGGGUGCACACCGCAUAUUUUCUCUUGUUCUUGUGCCAUCGUCAGUUUGUCCUCAACCUUCAUCUUCAAAUCCCCCCUUGGCAAAGGCAACCGAUAUUCAAAGAAUGCUCUCGAGAAAUGUCUCUGUAUUUUCCUCUUCAGCAGCACUCUUUGAUAAAUUGGAGAAGAAGCAACUUUCCAUAGACGAAGAUAUUCCUUUAGAUGGAAAGAGCAAUGAUAGCUCCGUUCUUAAUAGAUUGAAGUCAAGUUAUAGUCGGACCGCUAGUAUAAGAAAACCAGCUUUGACGAGCACAGAAUCCACAAAGGUUAAUAACCCUUCUAUGAUGAAUAGAUUGAAGUCAAGUUACAGCCGAGCAACUAGUGUGAAGAGGCCUCAAGUAACCAUAAUUGUUGAAGAAAAUGCAACAACUCAAAAACAGGUAUUACCGAUUAGGCUGAGUAGUCAUCAGAUUACCCUUUUGCUAUCAUCAAUUUGGGUACAGUCUAUCUAUCCUUUGAAUACACCUGAAAAUUUCGAAGCAAUUGCUCAUACCUACAGCCUUGUCUUGCUAGUUGCUCGGAGUAAGAAUUCUUCUCAUGAGGCUCUAAUUCAAAGUUUUCAGUUGGCAUUUUCCUUGAGGAGCAUUUCUCUCAAUGAAAAUGUUAAACUGCAAGCAUCACGCCGCAGGUCUCUCUUUACACUAGCAACAUCCAUGAUUGUCUUCACAUCCAAGGCCUACAACAUCCUCUCUCUCAUUUCCAUCGCUAAAAUGGCAUUGACAGAUAAAACCGUUGAUCCUUUCCUGCAACUGGUUAAUGACAGCAAGUUACAAUCUGUUGAUGAUACAGUUAGGCAGCCAAGUAAGGCUUAUGGAUCAAAAGAGGAUGAUGAGGACGCUUUAAAGUCACUUUCAUCGAUAAAAAUAACUGAAAGCCAGUCAAAUGAAUCGUUUGCUACUAUGAUAGUGCAGAGUCUAGGAAAACCGGCAAAUGAAUCAUCCGUGUUAAAAGAACGGCUUCUUAAUAAUUUUUCACCCGAUGAUGCUUGUCCAUUGGGUGUCCAGUUAUCUCUUGAUACAACAGGAUACCAGUCUGGACUAAAGGAUGAUAAACAUUCUGAUAUGGUUGAUGUUCCAUUAUUUACUAUUGAUGAUGACAUUCCAGCUUCUGGUUUGGAAAGCCAAACUAGUACUGAUGCGCAACAACAGCCUUUAGAAAAUCUUAGCCUGAUAACUGUUGAUGAUAUUUUGGGUUCAGUUGUGGAGACAACACAUCAUGUAGGAAGGAUUUCUGUUUCAACACCUUCUAACAUGCCAUAUAAAGAAAUGGCUCUCCAUUGUGAGAACCUCCUCGCCGGAAAGCAACAGAAGAUUUCCACAUUCAUGGGUGCCCAAUCAUUACUUGCCAAUUCAUUCAGGAUUCCUCUUCCUGAUUACAACCAAGAAAAGGACGAAUCCACAAAUUCCAAUGUUCAGCCAAGUUUGCCUUUGUUGCAGAGUGGAAAUCCAUUCUUGGAUUCAAACUUAGGCGCUCCGUCACCCACAACAUUGCCUGAGAGCGGUCCAAUGCUUUGCGCCACAGCUUAUCAGCAGCAGGCCGCCUUCUUUCAACUGCCAGCAUCACGUCCAUAUGAUAAUUUCCUGAAGGCCGCUGGUUGUUAA
Molecule: messenger RNA, 3087 nt
Organism: Medicago truncatula (barrel medic)
Lineage: Eukaryota; Viridiplantae; Streptophyta; Magnoliopsida; Fabales; Fabaceae
Product: protein SEMI-ROLLED LEAF 2
Exons: 19
Coding region: 1-3087 (1028 amino acids)
Source: RefSeq, a predicted model, not a curated record